CAAGUAUAGAUCCUUCAAAAUCAACUCCAGUUAUUUUUAUGCUUUCAUGUAAUAAUCAGACGUGUUUGUUGUGUGUAAAGUUUUGAAAACAUGUUUGUUAAAAUAUGAUUUAAAGACAGUGAAACAGCUGACAGGAUAAAAGGUCACUGAGAUAAACUUUAAUGUUGAGCUUUAAAACCACUAUAAACAGAAUAACAUCAUGAAAAAUCAGCACAUAUACUUUUAAUUUAAAAUUCAUUUAGAUGAAAUACUAAUGCAGGACUUCAGUUUCUGUACUUUUACUGCAGUUUAGAUCUUCACUCUUCCUCCACGGCUGAAAAGAGUCUGCAGAUGACUGACAGCAGCAGGUGUGUGUGUGUGUGUGUGAAUGUGUGUGUGUGUGUGUGUGUGUGUGUGUGUUGGUCAAAGGUGAGACCUAGUUGUCUGUCAUUGCUCGUCCUCAAAUAGACCCUCUCCCUCUCUCUCUCUGUAAACACUUCAUCUCGAUUGCCCCUCUCUCUAGCAGUGUCAGCUUCUCGGGGUCUUCAUUAAUCAGCCGAUCGAUAUCUGAUCGGGUCGCCUCAGCCGUCAUGUUUACAAGGAAAUAAAGACGACUCGGCAGGACGUCUGAAAUGUUUCUGCAGUUAAAGGACUCGUUUUAUGAGGUGAGAGAUUUAUGGAUGUGUGUUUAAGAGUGUGUGUGUUUGUGUAAGAGUGUGUGUGUUUGUGUAAGAGUGUGUGUGUGUGCUCUUAAAUCAGCUGCUGUGUGUGACAGAGUGCUAAUUAUCAAAUCAACUUUUGCAGAGUUCAUUACAAACUUUAAGCUCAUUCUUUCUGCACAGUUUUCUGCUUUACUUUGUGCGUUCUAAGAGUUCCUUUCAAAAUAAAAGCCUUAAAUGAAUAAGCAGUUAAAGGUCAGAUAUGUAACCUAAGAGGAGUUUAGAUCCAAAACAGACUCGACUGACAUGUGUGAAGUUACGAAAGUUAAAUAAGACUUUUAAAUGUGGGUUAUGCAUAAAAACUUGAUGUGUUCCCUAAAAUAAGAGUUUACUCUGAGAAUAAAGACUCUGCUUUCAACCUGCAGGAUUCACCAGAACCUGGAGAGAACCGAGACCUGGUCCAAGAGUUACAUUUAUGAACAUCAACUCUGGAACAACACCUGAUCACUAGAGGACAACAGCUGGAUUUUGGAGUCACAUCUGGAUGACUCGAACUCUGGAGUUACAUUCGAGCUCUAGAGAGUAGAUUCGCACCUGUACACUUGAGGCACAGAAUUUGACCUGUACCAGCAGGAGCCUCUAAAAGCACCUGGAUGCUUAAGUUACUCCUGAACAACCCUGAGACUCAAGGGUCGUGUCAGACAUGAGUUACCUAGAGUUACAGCUGAACAACAUAAAGAAGCUGUAACUGAACACUCAAAACUCCUGAGCACCCCUCCACCAGGUGAAGCCUGAGAAACACCUGAACACAAGAUUAACACCUCAACAACCCCCGGACUAGAAGUCACCAUCGGACAACUCUCUGACACCGGGGUCAAAUACCAAGAACGACCUCUGGACACUAGAGUACCACCUCAACAACAUCUAGACAUCUGGGUUAGACUUCAACAGUACCUGAGAAACACCUGCACAUUAACUCAACAUCACCUGAUUAACAUCUGAACAUCCAAGUAGACAAUAACACACCUGGACAAGGGGUUCACCACUGCAACACCUGGACACUACAAGUUACAACUGAAGACCUCCAGAGAAACACCAAGACAAGAGGUACUCCUGGACACAAGAUGAGGGGUCCGCUCUAAUACACCUGAGCAACACCUUUAAACUGAGGUGACACUGGAACAACACCUGAACAUUGUAUUGACUCUUCAACAACAGCUCAAAAACACCUGGACACAGAUGUAACACUAAAGGAACACCUGGAAAAUCGAGCUGCAUCUGGUUCAAACCUAAACGACACCUGAAACACCUGGACGAGGACAUAACUCCAGAGAGACACCAAGAAACAAGUGUUACACCUGGACUCACGGACCUGGAACAUACCUGAACAUUAGAGUGACUCUUGGGAACUAAAACACUGAGAACCAGGACUUACACCUGGACUCAAGUGAGACCUGGACAACGUCUUGAUCUCAGAGUCACACCUCCUCCUACCUGAACAGGUUCAAUUAAGAGAGGAGGAGUGAACUGAAGGAGGCCAGAGUGAGGAGCAGGAGAAGAUGGGGGGAUCAGUAUGCAGAGAGGAGGAGAAGGAGGAGAAGAGGAGGAGUGAAGGGAGGGAGGAGAGUCUGACGUCAGCCGACAGAAUCCGUCGAGUCGUCGUCAAACAGUUCGGAUAUAACGUCCUGAGUCUGGCUCGCCGCGGACUGAAGGUGAGACUCAGACAGGAACAAACGAUCGCCGACAUAUCAAACUCUUGAUAAAGUCACACUUAGCACAUCAUGUCCUAAAAGUGUCCCUCUUUUUGUGGUCCCCUCAGGAGGCCCCAGAUGAAUUAUGGGAACUGUUGGAGUUGGAGAAGCUGAACCUGUCUCUGAACAGUCUGAAGGUUCUUCCUCCUCAACUCGCUCUGCUGUCCAACCUGGUGGUCCUCAACCUGUGGGGCAACCAGGUAACACACGACACCACCUCCUAUUCAAGGAGCUGCUAAUGUUCAUAAGUGAGGGGGAGUGCAGUUAAAUGUUAACCCCAUUAAUGUGACCCUGGAGAAGACAUGAGACCCCCCCUCGUCCCAACAGCUGCUGCAGAAAUAAAAGUUCUAAUCAGCCUCUAAUCCAGCAGGAUCCAGUUUCUGUCCUCUAUUAACCUUCCUCCUCCUCCUCCUCCUCCUCCUCCUCCUCCUCUUCUUCUUCUUCUUCUUCCUUCAACCUUCACUUCAUCUGCUCUGAGAAGAACUCAGACACUUUAAAGAUGAGGCAGCGCCCCCUACAGACAGCUGACUACAUAAUCAUGUUCAGUCUCAGAGAAAUGAUGUCAAUUCAUAAUAGAAAGAGCUGAAAAUACUCUGAUCUAUUACAUUUAAAGAAAAGUACAUCCUCAGAGAGAGUCUGUGUUUUUGUACUUCGAAGUUUUCUCCAUAUGAAAACUUGAUGUUGUGUUUCUCAGCUCAGCUGUCUGCCGGCAGAGAUCGGUCAGCUGAGGAGACUUCGGGUUUUAUUCGCCUACAGAAACAGACUGACUGAAGUUCCUGAGGAGCUGGGAGCCUGCACACAACUGGAGGUACUUCAAGUACUUAUAUAAUACUACAACUACUGCAACAAUUACUUUACUGCUGCAGAAAACAUCUCCAUACUGUUGAAAAUACUACGACACAUAGAAAUACUUUUCUUCUACUCUAAAAAUAACUCCUCAGCCUCAGAGGACAUUUCUCGUACAACUGAAAAUACUGCAAAUACUUGUAUUAGUGAUAAAGUUCUUCUACUACUGCAGGGAAUAUUCAAAUACUGCUUAAAUGUACUUUUACUACUGCAGAAAGUACUUAAAUCUCUGCACUGAUAAGAGUCUGUUUGACACCAGCCGGCAGAGGAGAGGUGAACCUAUCAGAGCAGAGUAAGAGGUCCGAAGGUGGAUCCCUGUGGGACUCCAGUGACAGAUCUGGGAUCUACCUGGUCCUGCUGGAGUAGAUCAGGUCUUCAGUUCCUGUCCUCCUGGUCUCACAGUGUUUCUGUGUCUCAGGUGUUGAGUCUGGCCAAUAACCAGCUGACCUCGCUGCCCGCCUCCCUCUCCAACCUGACCCGACUCAGGAAGCUCAACCUCAGUCACAACCAGAUCGCUCACCUCCCGGGCUGCGUCUACAACAUGAAGGCUCUGGUACGUUCAGGACCGUAUCAUACCGACCCUGACUGAACGUGAACCUCAGGAGCCACAGUUUUCACCUCCUCUCUACCUGCAGGUGUUCCUUCACCUGGCCUGUAACCAUCUGGAGAACCUGGCGGAGAACAUCCAGUCCCUGGUGGAGCUCAAGAUCCUCAUCGUGGAGGGGAACAGCCUCCACUCUCUGCCCAAAGCCCUCUGCUGCCUCACCAGGUAACGUCUCACCUGAGAUGAUGCAGCUGUCUGUCUCAGCAGAAUCAAACUGGACUGUUUUAGUUUGACCCAAAAUAACACGAUUCAUUAUUUUUAACUUUGAUCACAGAAAAUUUCACUGAAUUUCACAGGUGUUAAUGUGAUAAAGGUGUUAAUGUGAUCUGUGGUCUGUGCAGGUUGGAGUUGCUGAAUCUGGAUUUUAACGAUAUAAAAGACGUCCCUCAGGUAAUAAAAACUGAACCUGAAUCAAAGUCUGUCUACGAUCCUAAAUGAAGUCUCAGAAUCAGUUUCUUCAUAAUAAAAAAAUGUCUGAAAUAUAAAACGAUGAUGAUGAUGGAGGUGACAAUGAUCGUCACAGACAUGAUGAUAAUGUUUCCGAUGAUAGUGUUGUCAUGAAAUAGACAACACAAAGAUACAAUACUGUGAUGAUUGUGACAGUUAUGACAUUGAAAAGAGUAACAAUUCAAACUAAUAUUGGUUAUGAUGAUGAUGAUGAUGAUGAUGAUGAUGAUAAUGAAGAUGAUGAUGAUGAUGAUGAUAAUGAUGAAGCUGAUGAUGAUGAUGAUGAUGAUGAUGAUGAUGAAGAUGAUGAUAAUAAUGAUGAUGUUGAUGUUGAUGAUGAAGAUGAUAAUGAUGAUGAUGAUGAUAUUCAUGAUGAUAAUUAUGAUGAUGAUGAUGAUGAUGAUGAUGAUGAUGAUGAUGAUGAUACUGUUAUCAUGUUCAGGAGAUGCACCGGUUGUCCCACCUGAAGAGGCUGGCCUGCCAUCCUCUGGAUAAAGGUCUCCACAUCGUCCACAACCCACUCCUGAAACCUGUGAAGGAGGUCCUGGAGGGGGGGCUCACUGCCCUCUACAACUACCUGAGAGCCACCUAGAGGUGGGGGAGGGGCUUCCCACAGCUUGUUUUAUUUAGGGGAGGGGCUUUGUUCCACCUGAAGGCUGGGUAGAUAUUUGACUUGGACCUCUGGCAGAUGGACCUCUCAAGCACUUGAUCACCACUGAGACCUUUCAAACCUCCUGAGAUCCUGAGAGCUCAUUUUUGAGGAAGAACAGGUUUUCUUAUCAUAAAUUAAUAACUUUCUAUUAGACAUGUUUAGAUGGAGGGGUUGGACCUCAUGUCUCAGAGCCGAGGAGAAGAGGGUUGAACUUUUUAAUUUGAGAGAUUUUGAGGAGGACUCAGAUCGUUCUGUUAUUUUAUUAUAUAUUUUUAUCCAAGUGUCUUUUUGUUCAUAAUGAAACAAAGUCGACUUUAUUGUGUAUUUUUCAGUCUUUGUUAUUGUUUUGGUUUCUCUCUCAUUAAACAAUCAGCUGCUGUUAGCUGAUUGGUUAAUUUACCG
Xyrichtys novacula (pearly razorfish) is the source of this 5340-nucleotide messenger RNA. The record is from the annotation of a GenBank genome assembly. NCBI's taxonomy places the organism in Eukaryota, Metazoa, Chordata, Actinopteri, Labriformes, Labridae.